GAGAGACAGAGAUCAUGUGAAGCACGCUGCCAGCGCUCGCUCGGUAAUGCACUGUGAACAGGGACAAGCAAGAGAGCGAGUCACACACACACACACACACACACUCACACACAUAUACAGAUUCACAUACGUACAUGUCACACACCCUCACACCCGUACACCUUCACACUGUGCCGCUCCUCCACACAUAUCUCCUACACACUCCCUCACACGUGCGCUAGGCAGAGAGGUGCCUUGUCCGGGAGACACACACUUUUUACCCCCUCUCUGGCACACACACAUGGACACACACUUUGCAGCUGGACUCAACAGAACCAGAUCGGACUGCUGUCACCCACCGGUGGAGACUCUCGCAUGAGCAGCGGCACUACAGCAUCUACCGGUGCGGGUGAAUGCAAGGGGUGAUGCCAAGAGAGCUUGAGAGACAGUGAAGAAACCGUCCGUCCGGCAGCGUCCAUCCGCACCCCUGUCGUCCUCGUCCCAGCUUGCGGAGCUGAUACCUCAGGUCGGACAGUCUCUACUUCUUCUUCUACUUCUCUCGCUCUGACGCUGUUUCGGAUGGAGAAAUUUUACAGGUGAGGGACGGGAAGAAAAGGAGCGGUGUCACUCCUGCUAUUUUGGAGAGUUGACAUUCGGACGUUUGAAACGGCUCUUGCUUCUGAUCUGCAGGACUGAGCGGGUUAAGAGGACUAAAUGUGAUUUUUGUUUGGGUCUGGUUUCAUCAUGCGGAGAAUGGUUCUGUGGAUGAAUCCUCUCGGACGGGGCUGAGUUGAACUUCACCGGAGCUCCAGGAGGGGGGUAAGGGAACACUAGGACUGGGACAGAGGCACCGGGGCACAUUGCUGGGCUACAGUGCACUGGUUUUUGGGUGGAUAACAACAUGACUUGUCCCAACGGAGGGACAGUGACGUACGAAGGCUUCACCUGAACCUCCUUGCAAACAGAAAACAGCUAGAAGGACAUUUAAAGGCUCAUCAAUCCAAACCUCAACGACCAUCAGUUUUUCAGUUUUGGGUGGGCCUUUCAGGGAUCCACCAUUAUUCCCUCCACCUCUUCCUCUUUUUCUGCCUUUCUCCCCUCUGCUUCGGCCCAUCCUCAGAAGCCCCCUCCUCCACUCUGCCCCCCUCCCUCAGUGGUGCUCCGUCGCCCUGGGUGAGCGGGCAGGGGGGUGGCCCACGGUACCCCCCGACACCUGGGCGCCACCGAGCCGCCAGAGGCUGGUGAGGCGGCGGCAGGGUCAGCGCUGGGAAGAUGGCCGCUCUCGCCAGCUCCCUCAUUCGCCAGCGCAGGGAGGUCAAGGACCCCCAGGCAAACCGGCAGAUCGCCAGCAAACGCAAGCCCUGCCCAAAGAGCAACAAGUCGCUCUGCCAAAAGCAAAUCCUCAUAUUAAUAUCGAAGGUUCGACUAUGUGGCAGUCGAGGGAGAAAAAUGGAAAAAAGACCAGAGCCCCAGCUGAAGGGCAUUGUCACGCGGCUUUACUGCAGACACGGCUUCUAUCUCCAGAUGCUGCCGGAUGGCACCAUGGAAGGCACAAAGGACGAAAGCAGCUCCUUCUUGCAGUUCAACUUGAUUCCUGUGGGGCUCAGGAUAGUGGCCAUCCAGAGUACCAAGACAGGGCUCUACGUUGCCAUGAACAGCGAGGGCUACCUCUACACUUCGGAACACUUCACGCCCGAGUGUAAGUUUAAGGAGUGUGUGUUUGAGAACUACUACGUCACCUACUCGUCCAUCCUGUACAGACAGACCCAGUCAGGACGGGCGUGGUAUAUCGGCAUCAACCGAGACGGACAGGUCAUGAAAGGGAACCGUGUCAAGAAGACAAAGGGAGCUGCGCACUUCCUGCCCAAACUCAUUGAAGUGGCCAUGUACCGGGAGCCCUCUCUACACGAUGUUGCUGAGCAGAGUCCGCCCAGGAAAACGCCUAAGACCUCCAGUGACUCGCCCGUGCUCCAGAAUGGCAAGAAGGACCCUCAAUCCAAAACCAAAACCUCCACCUCCUAGCGCUCAGAGACACAGGUGGGAGAGGAGGGGUGGAGGACACGGGGCACUGGGCACCAGCGGAACACCUGAACAGGGUAGUUAGGGCUACCCCCCGCCUGCAACACUGACCCCACCAGAACUUUGCGUACCACAAUGCACUGGUGUUAAGUUGAAGAAAAAGGUCUGGGCAGAGUGGAGCUGGCCAAUGGGAAGCCCCUUUUACCCUUCACAGACCCCCAUCCACACCAGCCCUCCACCUUCUUAUUAGAUAACCUCUGUGAUUAUCAAAGCCUGGGAUAUAAAAGCAAUAACUCCAUGACGAGGUGAACAGUCACCUAGCAUCGUAUAGCAUGUCACCACAGCGUGUUUAACCUGCUGGAAGGAAUUCCCACACACACUCUCUAGCCAUCAACAGUGACAUCCUUCCAGUCAACCAAAUAUUCAAGCAAAGUCUUCCUGGUUUUACCACAAAGGGUGCAACGGUCAAAUGGGUCCCUCUGCAGCACAUACUUUACAAAUGGGUUGUGUUCUCAUUUCCCCACAGGGUUCCAUGCUAAUGUUAGCCUGACACAGAGCCAUGCUAAUGUGAGGCUGUCACAGAGACCCUUGCAGACUUUUGUUCUGCAGCCAUCUGCUCGGUCCACAUCUUCUGCGUGUGUCAGCGACUUUGUGAGAUGGCCUGGAUACUUGUCAGCCCUGUUUGUGUGUAUGUGUGUGAGAGAGUGUGUGUGUGUUCCCUUCUUCCAUUCACCUUUGGUGCGAUUUGAUUAGUUUGUGACAUGGACUCAAUUUUCCACUCGGCGGCACAAGAAAACCCCUCCCGUCCUCUCCGGCUCUGUUAAUGGAAUCUGGGGCUGAUCAGAAUCUUUCGACCCUUAAACGAGGGGCCAAGAGCUCUCUCGACACACCGCAUAACCACGCACACACUCAUUAUUACACUGACAUUUACACACGAGCAGAGGUGUGUGCACACACUUUAGCACCCUGAUAUCCAUGAGCGACGACCGCGGAAAAUGAUCUCACGACUUAACACACUUAACACAAUGACAUGCAUUAACACACACUCACAAAUGCACACACACAUACUGAUGUGGUGGUGGUGAGUGUGUGUGCGGGUUCUGGGAGAUGAUGAGGAUAUCAUCAGUGAGAUGGGGUACUGAUGGAGCCUGACUGUGUAUCUUGUGAUUGCACUGCAAUAGCUUUUUUCACUGUGGCUGGCCAUGCAUUGCACAAACCCCCAAGGCCCACACUAUCUAUGGACCCUCUAUCACACUAUGUGGCAUUCUUGUCUCAAAACACAGUAAAAAAAAAAAAAAAAAAGUGUUUUUAUUUAAUCAUUGCAUCCAAAUUUGUACACCAAUUUAUGACGAAUGAAGAAAAUACUUUUGUGCACCCCAUGCCAGAAAUAUUCUGUGUACUGUAUGUACAGCUGUUUUUUCAGGUGGCACUUCACCCAUUUUAGUCACCCAAAGUCACUGGGAGUAGUGCCGAGCCUGUAAAAAUAGUUGCAUAGUGUCUUCUGUGGCUGUGGGGGAGCUUUGUCAUGUCUGAGAAAAUGACUCCAGUGACAUCAUUUGAGCAAUCUUUGGUUUGGAUUGGAGACAAUACCACAAAGGCCUAAAACUGAGAGCCAAACCUUGGCUGUACUGGCACCUUUAAGACACAAGCUGACUUAAAGCCACCAGUUGGUCACCCAAAGCUAUAUUGUUGCUCAGUUUAAUUCAUUACAGACCAGUGAUGCACAUGUCGACCCACAAACCACAGGUUGGGCGGUUCGGCGGUUAAGUUUUUUAAAAAAUAUAGAGGGUUUCGGUGGGGUGGGUCAUUCAGUUACGAAGCAGCAUUCUGAGUAAGUUAUUAAUAACUUACAGAACUGUUGUGCAACAGUUCACCUUCCACCUUCUCUUCCCCUCUCUAUGUCUCUCUCACACAGCAAGCAACUUUGUCAUUGGUGCUGCUGUGCUCAAGCUUUCCGUUAUUCAGGUUUUGACCAGGAAAAUCCAUUUAAGUCCAACAUUUUGAAAUCUCUUCGGUCAUAGUGUCCGGUAAAAGCGUUUCCCUUGUGACAAUAAGUAGGCUAAACACUGUUUCCUAAUAGCAAUCAAGCAUCUCUCUGUCCGCACUGAAUCCAUUAAAUAUGCACUUCUGUAACACAAUGGAAACAAACCACACAGGAUAUUAGCUGUAGGCUCAAGAUAGUACUUAAGACGUAACCGCUUUAAAGAAGGGUGCUUGCUGUCUUCCUAUGUUUUCCCUUUUUAAACAGAGAACAAGAUUUAUAUUGACAAAUUUGUUGAAAAUGACAAUAUAGCCAACAGCAAGCAGUUAUAAGCGGAAAAUUUUUCUGCGAAAAAUGUCUGCAGCCAUUCGGGCUUCCAUAGUCGAGCGCACUUCCGCGUUGUAGUUUCCUGUAAAAAUGUCCGUGAAAAAUCCCUGCGAUGUGAAAAAUACAUGCCGAGCAGUCUUUUGUAUGAGAUUUUGGUGUAUUAUGCUAGCAGCUAACAUAGCAUUGAGUUGCUGGUAUCAAGCAGGAAUAAGGAGGCUACAGAAGUCUGGUAACCUCACUUC
Epinephelus moara (kelp grouper) is the source of this 4548-nucleotide messenger RNA. RefSeq names its product fibroblast growth factor 11a (gene fgf11a). Gene Ontology annotation, cellular component: cytoplasm. The transcript is spliced from 6 exons. Gene Ontology annotation, molecular function: fibroblast growth factor receptor binding; growth factor activity. Gene Ontology annotation, biological process: cell differentiation; positive regulation of cell population proliferation; positive regulation of gene expression. Bases 1252 to 2001 code for a protein of 249 amino acids. NCBI's taxonomy places the organism in Eukaryota, Metazoa, Chordata, Actinopteri, Perciformes, Serranidae. The record is from RefSeq and is a predicted model, not a curated record.